GUAAAUCUCACCUGGCCAUUGUGCAGCGAGUGAACAACGAGGGGGAAGGGGACCCAUUUUACGAAGUUCUAGGAAUUGUCACCUUGGAAGAUGUGAUUGAAGAGAUCAUCAAAUCUGAAAUCUUGGAUGAGACAGACCUGUACACUGACAACAGAACAAAAAAGAAAGUGGCCCACCGUGAAAGAAAGCAAGAUUUCUCUGCCUUUAAGCAGACGGAUAGCGAGAUGAAGGUUAAAAUAUCACCGCAGCUUCUCCUGGCCAUGCACCGUUUCCUAGCAACAGAAGUAGAAGCGUUUAGCCCAUCCCAGAUGUCAGAGAAGAUCCUCCUCAGGCUGCUAAAGCACCCCAAUGUCAUCCAGGAGCUGAAGUAUGACGAGAAGAACAAGAAGGCCCCCGAGUGCUACCUCUACCAGCGAAACAAGCCUGUAGACUACUUUGUUCUCAUUCUGCAGGGGAAAGUGGAAGUAGAAGCCGGGAAGGAAGGCAUGAAGUUCGAAGCCAGCGCCUUUUCAUACUACGGUGUGAUGGCCCUCACAGCCUCUCCAGUUCCUUUGUCCCUGUCUCGUACCUUUGUUGUCAGCAGGACAGAGGUGUUAGCGGCAGGCUCUCCAGGUGAAAAUAAGUCACCUCCUCGCCCCUGUGGCCUGAACCACUCAGACUCUCUCAGUCGAAGCGACCGGAUUGAUGCCAUGACACCAACCUUGGGGAGCAGCAACAACCAGCUCAAUUCUUCAUUCCUGCAGGUCUACAUCCCCGACUACUCAGUCAGAGCCCUCUCUGACCUACAGUUCGUCAAGAUCUCCAGACAGCAAUACCAAAAUGCCUUGAUGGCAUCCCGGAUGGACAAAACCCCCCAGUCUUCAGACAGUGAAAACACUAAAAUUGAAUUGACUCUUACGGAGCUGCAUGAUGGUUUGCCGGACGAGACGGCCAACUUGCUCAAUGAACAGAACUGUGUGUCGCACAACAAGGCCAACCACAGCCUGCACAGUGAAGGCGCCAUCUAGGGCCCUUCAAGCCCUCCUUAAUCGGCCUCCUGGCCUGUCUGACCAUGACUUCCACUAGUGUGAGCUUGUCUGCCAUGCUGCGACAUACAGCAUUGAGACCAAAGACUUUGCCCCUUUCCCUGGAGGCUGCGGAGGACGGCAUGGGGAGGGAUGGAAGCUAGACACGUGACAUCGACAGCUGGGGCAUGGCUUUCAAGAAUUCGGAGACAAACUUCUUCCGCCCAAAUAGAAUCAUGUUUAUUUUUUCAGUACCUUUUAUCAUUUCUUUCCUCCCUCAAUUUGCAUGAAUUUAAAAAUUGUUUCAUUUAUUUUUUUCAAGAGAUCAUGUUUUUGUUUUUAAGUGUCUUUUGCAGAGUUUUAAGUUGGUCUGUCUGAGCUAACUCUGCUGUGAUCCCAUGAUGUGACCCUAACAGGCUGGACUUGCCCCUUGAGUGGCCUUCCUUGGCCGUCCCCAGGAAGGAUACCUUUCCUCUGUGUGCCGGUGGGUGUCGCCGUUGAACUUGACGGAUGAAUGAAGAAAACCACGUCACUGAGGAAUGUGCCAAGUCUGUUGUCGCUGUGGGUGUGGGCAGACACUGCAGAUGCCCCUCUGCACAUAGCGUUGUUUUGAAAAUAUGUUUAACUGUGUCCCUUUCCCUCAGGAAGGGUUAACGUUUGCUUGGGAAUGUGAUUUUGCUCCCACCCUAAGGAAUUUUUAUCACCAAAAUGAAUGUUAAUGAAUUUUAAACCCAUGGUUUAUCAUUGGCAAGAGACAAGUUGACUUCAUCCACAUUCCUGUAACCUGGGGUGAUCUGGGGAAUCAGCUGAGCCCCCCCCCAAACCUUCUCGUCCCUCACUCUCGUUAACCCAAGCUGCUGCUCCAGGUGCCAAAUGGAAACCUUCCGUGGGGCGUCUUAAUGAACAUGUGUUGUGGCAGCUACGUGAGUGCCUCCUUCCCACUGGGAUUUGUCAAUUACCAGAAUGAGGCAGGGGUGGGGUGGGAUGGGCUAUGUACUUGGGCAGGUCUAGACCCAUGUUUUUAAUGGAAGGACAAGGGACUGCCUGUCCUGCCCCUUCUUCCAUACAGCCAAGUGCCCUCUCCCAUCUUGUCCAUGGGCUGUGGGGCCCAGAAGUGGCAGUGCCCCUGCUCAAGGUGUCUCUUGCUUCAGCUGUGGCCAGUGCCAGAGAGGUGCCCAUACAGCCAGUCAGGUUCACCCCAAACGGAUUCAGAAACCAAAUGUGUGUUGUGACCGUUUCAUGUGUGUGUCUCUUGUCCUAUUUUAAUACCAAAUUUACCAUGUGUUGUGAAGUUCACGCCAGCAAGUACUGUUUGGGUGACUGAAUCCGUAACUAGCUUCUUUGUGUAAGUGGUUCCUUGCGUUUGCUGGCGAUACUCAUACACUGAAAUGAACUGCUGACCAUAGUGUUUGAUAGGAUUCUCAGCACCCAGGUCACUGCUGGAGAAGACAGGGUCUCCUGUGCCUGGCUUCCUGCCCUAAGGCUCAACAUCAGCCUCCUCCCUCAGGUAGGAGGUCCACCAACCCCAGGUUGGGCUCUGGGAGGGUGACAUGUUAGGUUGGUCUCCUGGUUAAUAGUUGGUGACUCUGGAAAUGUGUGUGUGUGUGUGUGUAUGUGUGUGUGUGUGUGUGUGUGUGUGUACGCAUGCAUGCUGGGAGUGGAACCCACAGCCUUGGGCAUGCUUGGCAAGUGUCCUAUGAUUGCUACACCUGGGUUUGGGCCUCUGGUGCCAUGUCCAUGGACAGUGUUAACCCUGGGUGGUGGUCCUGGAGAGUUCUCAGGAGGGACCACGUCUGACAGAGAAGGGGUGGCCUCACUUGUGGAGGGUCACUGGCAGUGGCCUUACUCUCGGGUUGCUGAGUGACCUGCUGCUGGCGCCUGGCCUGUCACCUUGGGAUGCAGGUCCUACCAUAUGGAGCCCCACACUGUGAGUAACCCUCUUUUCAAACACGUCCAGGUUUUUAAAAAAUCCAUUUACUAAGGAGCAUAAUGUGUGCAGAUGCAAACUCUGGCCAAGGCUGGGGGUCUCUCUCUACACCAGUAAGCCUCCACCUGGGCCCCUCCCUGAGGCCUGGAGGGAGCCAGGAGCCCAGCCAAGGCUCUGGGUGGCACGUGCUCCCCUCUGUCAGCCUCUUGGGCACUGUGCGUACCUGCCUCAGGCAUUCUUACUGCUGGAAGGGGCCUGUGGGACAGAAGCACGCGGAGUCCCUUUUCAGAGCUUCACUGUUGGUGGAUCCUAGCGAUGCCUGGUGUGGCUGUUAGGUGUAGUGUUCUCUCACAAAGCCGCUGGGAAGACUGAGACUGUAGCCUGCCCGCCAGCUUUGUGUUCAUUCCCACUAACCAUCUAAUUACCGUUGAGUAGUCACUCCAUUCUUCCAACAGGAAUUCAGAAUCGUUCCUCCCCAGUUCCCAAGUGCACAAAGGUGAACUGGCUGCUCUGUGGAGAGGUCUCAACCUUCAAACAGGGUUUGCAUCUGAGUGACCAAUUCUUCAGACUCCUUAGGAGCUGAAGGAGAGACACUUCUCCUCUGGGGCAGCGUAACUGUCUUGUCCAGGAAGGGCACAUACCAUCUGUGGCCUGACCCCAUGGGCUUCCCAGCCAAGAAAGACUAGCAAGUCCGUGACGGCCAGGCACAGUGGCCCCUCCCUUGUGCUCUGGCCUGUAGUCCUCCCAGAUGCAGCUUGUGUGAACAGGGAGGUAGGAGGGGGAGGGCAGGCAGGCUGGCCAGACUGGGGGUGCUAUGGGCCUACCCCCUGCCCUACCGUGGCAUCUGAAGCCACUGCUGCCAGCCAGAGGCCAGGGCAGCCUUGGGUGCAGAUGUGGCCAGGACAUUCAUGGUGAAUGAGCGUCCUUCGCCCCACUGCCCUUUGUCCACUGGGCAAGUCCAAACUCUUAACAAUUAAAACCUUGGGAAAACAGAACCCUAAAAUGUAUGCAUGAGCAUUGGGUGCUAGUCAAGUGGAUUAAACUUUGGUUCUUAAUCUGAAGGUGCCUCCUCUUCCUUCCGUACUCUCUGUGGGCCUGGUUGCCCUCACGUGAAGGGAGCUGAGCCACACACCACUUUCUCAUGUUAUUCCAAGAAACGUGUGUAGGUGUUCAGUGCAGAACUUCACACUGACAUGGAACACGAACUGUGAAGUAGCCUUGCACCCCCAGCUCCGUACAGCUGAAGGACUAGGUUUUCCAAGUCUAGGAAAACAGCCCAGGUCCAAAUGCAUUUCCCUUAAGGAAUGGAGCAUCGGGGCUUUCGGCAGGGACCUCAUGCUAUUUGGGUUAAGAAGCAAACCAAGUAGGUGCUGAGUGAGUGAGCCUGUGUCCUAGCUAAUUAAAACACAUGCAGGGACCUCUGUUCUCUGAAUGCUGCCAGGGAUCUGUGCCACACAGUCCCUGUGCCUGGACCCAGGGGAUGAGGUCUCCCAGGGGUGAAGCCAGGCAGGUUAACUGGUGCAACGUCCACACCUUGUUCCUGGACUGAAGAGCAGGCCUCAGAGGGCAGACUUCUUAGAGCAUGCCUUGUAGCCUAAGCUCCCUGGUGGCUUGGCACACCUCCCCCCUCCCUGCUCUGACCCAAGAAGUGUUUUUCCUAUGAGGGGCUGUUUUAGGCUUCAGGUACCACUGUGCCCUUUCUUACUGAGACUGGGCUUUCCUGGGCUGUUCACUUCCAUUCUGGGCCUAGGCUUGUGCCUCUGUGAAACAAGGACAACUGGGUAAGCUGUAGGCUAGCCCAGAAUCCAAGGAGCUGAGGUGAAUAGGGAAGUAAGUGACUGGGGGGCUUGGGGGGUUUCCCAAACAAAUUUAUCAAUGAGCAACCUACUCAGUGGAUUUUUAUACCUCAGGGCCAUUUGCUUUUGUGUCUGAGUGGCUGAUGGGAAGGAUGAACUCAUUGAGGUUCACGUCUUCUACUCGAGGGAUGGGUAGCGUUCCAAGGCUGGUCUGGAGCCUGGGCUGAGCAGACCUUUCUCCAAGACUUGUGCACACUCCUCCCGGAAUCAAUGAUAAUUUACUGGUUUUCUUUCUGGGGAGUCCAGUCAGUCAGAGGGAGCAGUCCUUCACAGCAGCUGAGGGCCUUUGUUUCUUAGUUUCCUGUGACCUAAACGGGCAACCUUUUUAUACCAGAGACCUUGAGACAUCUCAACUGCGAUUGUUUUAAAUACCUUUUGAUGGGGAGUUCCAGGCAGUACUUGAAGCAAUAUCAAAAUGGCAGGAAGGGUCAGGUUCUAGGUGUUUGUAGGUACACAGCUGUGACACAUAGGAGAGACAGUCAGCAGUGACUUCAGAUGAGGUUACUCUGGAUACUGUCUGGCCUCACUUGGAAGACACCUGAGUGCUCACAUCUGAUCCACACGGAUUUACUUAAGGGGGCUGGAUUCUUCUAGAAUCACUCUAAAGAGAGCUAUCAAAGGGGCCUAACAGACCUGAGUGCCUGCUCUUCUUGGAGACUCGGGUUUCUUACAUAUAAACAGAGGGAAGUGGCAAAGAACGAUUCCUUGGACACAUUCCCUAGACAGCCCCCACCUAGCUUCUGAACACCCAUGUCUGGUCUACUGUGAAGAGUCUAUCAAUCCAUUGACUUUUCUUGUUUUUACAGUCCUUUAAAUCCACAAAUGUAUAUGCUUUAUUUUAUAUUAUUUAUUAUGUACAUAUGUCUACUGUUAGUAUAAAGCUCCUCAUCCAUGGAGCCCAGGGUUCUGUUCUCCCUUACUGGGCGAGAGGGUGGUGGUAUUCUUUUCUAAAGGAAAAAACAAAACAAAAACCUGUAUUGCUGCUGCUCUUCCCUCAGCGUCUUUCACGGCCCCACUGCCACCCAUUCGUGGUGGCCAGUAUUUGGGAGGUAGGUGGAGGCAGACCAUCUCAAGUCUCCAUGAGUUACUGCAGAAGUGGUUUCUUUCCUGUGUGGUGGUAGCAUGUGGCUCCUUCCUCAUCACUACCCAAACCAGAUCAGUUUCCUGGUCCAAUGAUAGCCCAAAAUGACAGCCUCUACUUCUCACCUUGGCUUGCUGAACCUGUCUGUGUCCUGGAAGCUGCCUGCCCAUCAAGGCUCUGAACAUGCCUCUUCCUGGUGUCAUGGCCCAGGUACUGACGCUGCCUUGGGUCUAAAGCAAGCCCUGCUUUGUCUGGUUAUCCCCAUUCUCCUUAGCGGUGCCCACUGUAUCAUGGUGUACAUUUCAUGCAUUUGAGCAGUGCCAUCAAUGGGAAGCUACACAGGCACAGGUCACGUGCACAGGCUCCACAAGCCGACUGUCAUGAUGGACGCAUUUAUAAUUCAAAUGUUGUAGAUUUACAAUACCUAUUUAUUUUGUACCAAUUUAUUUGUAAAUCUUGUGAUUGUUUUUAAAAAGUUUUGUUUAUUUCUAUUAUUCUAUUUAGAUAAAUGAUUUUCUGUUCACCCUUCUA
Cricetulus griseus (Chinese hamster) is the source of this 6399-nucleotide messenger RNA. The record is from RefSeq and is a predicted model, not a curated record. Lineage: Eukaryota; Metazoa; Chordata; Mammalia; Rodentia; Cricetidae.